UCCUCCUCCUCCCUCUCUACCUCCCUACAACUCAGCUUCUCCGACCAUGCUGGCCGCCAUGCCGACCGGUUUCCCAUUCGGGCCGGUGCCCUACAGCCCUUUCCAAUCCUUCGAUAAUGACUUCGCGCCUUGGGAUUGCAUCGACAAUCCCUUCUCUGACAAAAUCCAGUCCCCGAAACCCGUCACUUCGACUUCCAUGUCGGAUGACUCGAACCUUGACCCAGUCAGCUACCCUUCGAACUCAGGUAAAUCCUCCGGAGAGAAACGAAAGGGGGACGCGACCGUGGACGAGAGAAAGCGGCGGCGGAUGGUCUCGAAUAGGGAAUCGGCAAGGCGGUCCCGCAUGCGCAAGCAGAGGCACCUCGAAAACCUGAGAAACCAAGUGAAUCGGCUGAAAGUCCAGAACCGGGAGCUCUCGAACCGGCUUCGCCUCGUCCUGUACCACUGCUACCUUUUGCGGAGGAGUAACGACCAACUCCGGUCUGAGCAGUCGAUGCUUCGGCAUAAACUAUCGAACAUGCAACAAAUCCUGUUGUUACAGCAACUCCAGCAGCAGCAAAACAUUCCUUCAUGGCCAUGCAACAGCACUCCUAUAAUUGAGACGUGUGAACGAACUUCAUCAUUAAUCUUAUAACUACACAAAUCACGAGGAACAACUACCUGAAAUCUUAAAAUUGGCGUAGAGAAUCUCUCCCUCCCUCCCUCCCUCUCUCUCUCUCCCUCCCUCCCUCUCUCUGUAUAACAAAUUGGCGUUGGUGGUUUGAGGGUAAUUCUUGGAAAAAGGCUGUUUUGAUAAAGCCAGAGCCAUUAUUGUGUAUAAAACUUUUUAUCAGGGUUUGCCUUUAUUAAAGAUCUUCUGUCAUUCAGAUCUUGCUUUGGCGUUUCAA
Eucalyptus grandis is the source of this 887-nucleotide messenger RNA. Its product is annotated as bZIP transcription factor 11-like. The record is from RefSeq and is a predicted model, not a curated record. Lineage: Eukaryota; Viridiplantae; Streptophyta; Magnoliopsida; Myrtales; Myrtaceae. Gene Ontology annotation, biological process: positive regulation of DNA-templated transcription. Bases 47 to 634 code for a protein of 195 amino acids. Gene Ontology annotation, cellular component: nucleus. The transcript has a single exon. Gene Ontology annotation, molecular function: DNA-binding transcription factor activity; transcription cis-regulatory region binding.